Messenger RNA from Spirometra erinaceieuropaei, 1143 nucleotides. Lineage: Eukaryota; Metazoa; Platyhelminthes; Cestoda; Diphyllobothriidea; Diphyllobothriidae. The record is from the annotation of a GenBank genome assembly.
AUGGGUUCGCCGAUUUCGGGGUUCAUCGCCGAGGCGGUCCUGCAACGGUUAGAGUCGCUGGUCUUCCCACACCACAAACCGACUUUCUGGGCCCGGUAUGUGGAUGAUACCUUCGUCGUUAUCGAUCGGGAUCAACUGCUGACAUUCAAGGAACGUCUGAAUGCGGUCUUCCCGGACAUACAAUUUACGAUGGAGGAGGAAGAGAACAACCAGCUGACCUUCCUGGAUGUCCUCGUAUGCCGCAAGGAUUGUGGUGGACUAAAGACCAAAGUGUUCAGAAAAGCGACAAACACGAUGCAAGUACUGAAGUUCAACAGCAACCACCCAAUCAGUCACAAACGCAGUUGUGUAAGGACGCUCUAUCGGCGUGUCGAAACGCACUGCAGUGAGCCGGAAGACAAGAUUGCUGAACUACAAUACCUCCGACGGGUCUUCAAAGCCAAUGACUACCCGCGCAACUUUAUCAACCGCUGCAUACGCAAAAUGGACGAAAGGCCUAACCGCAGGGACACCAAAGUUUGGCGGGCGCUUCCAUAUGUCAAGAACGUUUCGGAAGCUGUCGGCCGCCUUCUCGCACCACUUGGGGUUGGAGUUGCACACAGGCCAGAGGCAACCAUCAGGCGUCAAUUGAUGAAACCAAAAGGCCCACUGCCACGGCAAGAAACAUCUGGAGUCGUUUAUCGGAUCUGGUGCAGUUGCGGACAAAGCAACUACGUCGGAGAAACCGGAAGACAGCUCCGAACGCGAAUGGCCGAACACGCUGCAGCAGUGCGGAGAAAUGACGCCAGCUCUCAAGUUGCGGCUCAUUCGACGAGAUCCGGCCACACAUUCAAAGUUGACGAGGCCGAAAUUCUCACAAGAGGUGACAACCGCGUGAGCCGGGAGCUGCUUGAGUCAUGGUUCACUGGCUCCCAGUCUAUUAACAAGUGCAAUGAUCUUCCCAUUCAAUACAGCGUGCUGAGAGUUCGUCUAGGCGGAGAAAUUGGCCACGCGGGGAGCGCCUUGAUGAACACUCUUCCCAACACCCGGGUCAGCGCGUCAGAUGGUCGAGCAAUCAUCACACCAACAUCCAACGGACGUGAUGAAAUUGCAGCAAUUAACGACGCGAAUAUCGGCCAUCACGCCACGUGCAACGAUCCCUGA